UCCCGCCUCUGUGCCCGCCGCUCGCCGACCCUCCGCGGCUCUCGGGCUCCGGCCGGGCCUCGCGCCGUCUUCUCGUCAGGGGCCUCGCGCCGCCCGGCGCACGCCGCCCCACUGCCUCGCGGCGCGGGGUCUCGCGGGCCCCGCUCCCGCCCUCCGCUCGCCUGGCCCGGACCGGAAGCGGCGCCGCACGGCCUGGGCCUGGCGCGGGGGGCGGGCACCGGGGCCCGAUCGGACAUGGGCAAGAAGCACAAGAAGCACAAGUCGGACAAACACCAAUACGAGGAGUAUGUAGAGAAGCCCUUGAAGCUGGUCCUCAAAGUGGGCGGGAGCGAAGUCACCGAGCUCUCCACCGGCAGCUCGGGGCACGACUCCAGCCUCUUCGAAGACAGGAACGAUCACGACAAACACAAGGACAGAAAGCGGAAAAAGAGAAAGAAAGGCGAGAAGCAGGUUCCCGGGGAAGAAAAGGGGAGGAAACGGCGGCGAGUGAAGGAGGAUAAAAAGAAGCGAGAUCGGGACCGUGUGGAGAAUGAGGCAGAAAAAGACCUCCAGUGCCCAGCCCCUGUAAGAUUAGACUUGCCUCCUGAGAAGCCUCUCGCAAGCUCUUUAGCCAAACAAGAAGAAGUAGAACAGACACCCCUUCAAGAAGCUUUGAAUCAACUGAUGAGACAAUUGCAGAGAAAAGACCCAAGUGCUUUCUUUUCAUUUCCUGUGACUGAUUUUAUUGCUCCUGGCUACUCCAUGAUCAUUAAACACCCAAUGGAUUUUAGUACCAUGAAAGAAAAGAUCAAGAACAAUGACUACCAGUCCAUAGAAGAACUAAAGGAUAACUUCAAACUUAUGUGCACUAAUGCUAUGAUUUACAACAAACCAGAGACCAUUUAUUAUAAAGCUGCAAAGAAGCUGUUGCACUCAGGGAUGAAAAUUCUUAGUCAGGAGAGAAUCCAGAGCCUCAAGCAGAGCAUAGACUUCAUGGCAGACUUGCAGAAAAGUCGAAAGCAGAAAGAUAGGACAGACACGACGCCGAGUGGAGGGGAGGGCGGCUGCUGGCCAGCUGAAAGGGAAGACUCUGGUGAUGCCGAAACACAGCCCUUCCGGAGUCCCCAGAAGGACAACAGAAAGAAAGACAAAGAUAUGCCUGAAGAUAAAUUUAAGAGCAGCAACUUAGAAAGAGAGCAGGAGCAGCUUGACCGCCUCGUGAAGGAAUCUGGAGGAAAACUGACCAGGCGACUUGUUAACAGUCAGUGUGAGUUUGAAAGAAGAAAACCAGAUGGAACGACAACGCUGGGGCUUCUCCAUCCUGUGGAUCCUGUUGUAGGAGAGCCCGGCUACUGCCCGGUGAGACUGGGAAUGACCACGGGGAGGCUGCAGUCCGGAGUGAAUACUCUGCAGGGGUUCAAAGAAGAUAAAAGGAACAAAGUAACUCCAGUGUUAUACUUGAAUUAUGGACCCUACAGUUCUUAUGCACCACAUUAUGACUCCACAUUUGCAAAUAUCAGCAAGGAUGAUUCUGAUUUAAUCUAUUCAACCUAUGGGGAGGACUCUGAUCUUCCAAGUGAUUUCAGCAUCCAUGAGUUUUUAGCUACAUGCCAAGAUUAUCCAUAUGUUAUGGCAGAUAGUUUACUGGAUGUUUUAACAAAAGGAGGGCAUUCUAGAGCCCUGCAAGAGCUGGAGACGUUAUCACCUGAAGAUGAAGGAGAGGCUAGGACGCUCGACACAGCAAAAGAACUAGAGCAGAUUACAGAAAUAGAGCCAGCGAGGCAGUCCGACUCCAGCCAGCAGGACAGGCUCACAGCACUGGAAGCUGUCGCAAACUUUGGCGCUCCGGCUGAAAUUUUUGACUCUGAAGAAGCGGAAGUGUUCCAGAGGAAACUGGACGAGACCACCAGAUUGCUCCGGGAGCUCCAGGAGGCCCAGAACGAGCGGCUGAGCACCAGACCGCCCCCCAACAUGAUCUGCUUGUUGGGUCCCUCGUACAGAGAGAUGCAUCUCGCUGAACAAGUGACCAGUAAUCUUAAAGAGCUUGCACAGCAGGUAACUCCAGGAGACAUUGUAAGCAUGUAUGGAGUUCGAAAAGCAAUGGGGAUUUCAAUCCCCUCCCCCAUCAUCGAAAACAACUUGGUGGAUUUAACAGAAGAUUUUGAAGACCCUAAAAAGAUUGAUGUGGCUGAGUGUGGACCUGAGGGGAUUUGAAGCUAACUGGUAUUGAAUUAUAGAUUAUGUAUAUAUUUUUUUCAUUUUUAACUUGGAAAUUCUUUUCAGAAGAUAUUAAAUAUUUGUAAAUUGUGGUUUUCAUUAAACUUUGGAACAAUGA
Molecule: messenger RNA, 2314 nt
Organism: Hipposideros armiger (great roundleaf bat)
Lineage: Eukaryota; Metazoa; Chordata; Mammalia; Chiroptera; Hipposideridae
Gene: BRD7
Product: bromodomain containing 7
Exons: 17
Coding region: 235-2193 (652 amino acids)
Biological process (GO): regulation of transcription by RNA polymerase II
Cellular component (GO): nucleus
Source: RefSeq, a predicted model, not a curated record